Molecule: messenger RNA, 2956 nt
Organism: Abrus precatorius (Indian licorice)
Lineage: Eukaryota; Viridiplantae; Streptophyta; Magnoliopsida; Fabales; Fabaceae
Product: putative disease resistance RPP13-like protein 3
Exons: 1
Coding region: 91-2763 (890 amino acids)
Biological process (GO): defense response to other organism
Molecular function (GO): ADP binding
Source: RefSeq, a predicted model, not a curated record
CUUGACAAUACACACACUCAGUGCGACUAAUUUUUCUUCUUCUUUUUCACUAACCAAUUCCCUUACUCUUUCGAUCUGUGUGCCGCAGAUAUGGUGGACGCUACUGUUAGCUUCCUGCUACAGAACUUGUCACGGCUUCUUGAGGAUGAAAUAAAGUUGCUUUCGGGCGUUAAGAACAAAAUCAACUUACUGAGCAAUGAGCUCAGGUUUUUAAAGAUCUUCCUCAAAGACUCCACAGGCAAGCGCAGUGAUGAGGUUGUCAAAGAAGUGGUCAACCAAAUCAGAGAUGUUGUCUUUAUGGCCGAGGAUGUUGUUGACAUCUACGUUGCCAGCGUCGCCAAACAUAGGAGCAGAAACAUAGUAAGCAAGUUGUUCCACUUGAAACAACGUGUCAUGGUGCUUCAGGACGUGGAUGCUGAGAUAGAGAACAUCAAGAACCGUAUUGAUGAGAUCUAUAAAAACAGGGAGAGAUACGGCAUCACAGAAGGUGCAUCCACACGUGAAGAUGUUGAUGCUAUUGCUGCUGAAUCACUCCGCGAAAAGAGGAAGGACGUGGAAGAAAAAGACGUAGUGGGGUUCGUGAAUGACUCAAACUCUGUGAUUAAGGAGCUCAUGGAAGAAGGUGAUUCAGGUCGCAAAGUUGCUUCCAUAAUCGGCAUGGGAGGGUUGGGUAAGACCACUCUUGCCCGGAAGAUUUAUAACAACGAACAAGUGAAGAAGUGCUUUACUCUUCGUGCAUGGGGUUAUGUUUCCAACGAUUACAGAGCGAGGGAGCUUUUGCUGAGCCUUCUCAAAUGUUUGCUGUCCACAUCUGAAUAUGAUGAUUUGUUCAAGAAGAAGGAAUAUGAAGUUGAAGCUAUUGCUACAAGUGAGGAAAAACUGAAGACAAAAGUGAGAGAAUACUUGAAGGGGAAAAAGUACCUUGUAGUGCUCGAUGAUAUAUGGAAAACUGAAGUGUGGGACAGCAUAGCGGAUGCCUUUCCAGACGAUGAUCACAGCAUUGGCAGAAUACUGAUAACUAGCCGUGGAGUGGAAGUCGCAAACUAUGUAGGAACCACAUCUCCCUACCAUCUUCCCUUCCUCAACAAAAAAGAAAGUUGGCAACUUUUUUCUAAGAAAGUGUUUCAAGGUAAAGGGUGUCCUCCUGAUCUGGAGCCUCUCGGCAAAUCUAUUGUUGAGAGUUGCAAGGGCUUGCCACUUGCCAUUGUGGUCUUGGCAGGAUAUGUGUCGAAGAAAGAGAAGUCAGAAAGAGAGUGGACAAGAAUCAAGAACAUCACUUGGCAUCUUACUCAAGACAAAAUGGAAGUGAUGGAUAUACUAAAGCUUAUCUACGACAGCCUGCUUCAAAGAUUGAAGCCGUGCUUUCUGUAUUUUGGAAUCUAUCCCGAGGACUAUGAGAUCAGGGCGAGGGAUGUGAUCCAAAUGUGGAUGGCUGAAGGGUUCAUUCAACCGCAAGAAGCUGGAAUCCAAGGUGCAGCUGAACCAGAGGAUGUUGCAGAGUACUACCUGGAUGAGCUAGUGGAUCGCAGCUUAGUGCAAGUGGCAAGCAGGAAGAGCGAUGGGCGUGUCAAGACAUGUCGAAUUCAUGAUCUUCUUCGCGAUCUCUGCAUAUCAGAUAGCAAAUCUGAGAAGUUUAUGGAGAUUUGCACAGAUCCCAACAACGUGGAUACCCUGAGCAAUGCUAAUCGUAGAUUGUCCAUCCAAUGCAAGAAAUCAUCUACUGUGUCUAUAAACAAUUUGAAUCAGUUGUGCACUCGUUCCUUGUUCUUCUUUUCUGAGGGGAAAAAGUUCCGAGAGGAUGUUCGUCUGAAUAGCUUCAAGUUGGCUCGCGUGAUAUAUUCAAACACCGAAGGUUACUAUAAUUCAGCACUCAUGAUUGAUUUCAAGAAAAUGAUCCAUCUAAGGUACUUGAGAAUAGAUGCAGGGAUCAGUAGCAUUCCAGCUUCUAUACGUAACCUCAGGAAUCUAGAAACACUCGAGGUACGAAAAGCAGAGUGGGUCUCCAACGAAAUCUGGAAGCUCAAGCGACUGAAACUUCUUUAUAUAAGGGAUGUUAAGAAGAUACAAAUCCUACCAAAAUCACAAAGGAAAAUAAAGGGAAACUUGCAAACCCUCUUUCUAAGCUGUUUUGAGCGUGAAGAUUUGGUGUCCCUGCUAAACAAUGGGAUAUUUUCCAGGUUGAGAAAAUUAGUGUUAUUUUCUGAGAAUGAUUAUCCGCAAGUACGUAAGCCCGUACUAAGUCUAAACCACCUCACCAAUCUCCAUAGCCUCAAAAUUAAUAACUUCCUAGAACUUCCGUCAGUCGGAAAUGUGUUUCCAUCAAAUCUUAAAAAGAUAACCCUCCAUGUUUUCAUGCAUCCGGGGAAUGUAUUCAUAUUUUUGAAGAAUAUGAAGACUGUAGGACAGCUUGCCAGACUCCAAAUUUUGAAACUAAAGGGGAAUUAUUAUGGUGAUCCUUUAAAUCACCUCACGGUUGGCGCUGGAGAGUUCCCACGACUAAAAGUGUUUCAGAUGAGUGGAGUGGGUGUCAUCAGAUGGAGAUUAGAGAAAGGUGCAAUGCCGCGUCUCCAAAAUCUGGUCAUCAAGAACUGCGAUGAGCUGGAAGAGAUUCCUGAACAACUCUGGUCGUUGACUACCUUACGAGAAGUGCAUGUUUCGAACCCCAACCGAAGAUUAGCUCACAGACUCCGAAGCGUUGGGUUGAAGAACGGUUGUAAGCUCAUACUCUCGGAACUUAGGUCCGAAGAAGAGGGUAUAAAUUAAUAUUUUAGCAUAAAUGUAUUAAUUACUAUGUAUGAUAUUAAUUAUUUUAAUUUAAAAUUAAAAAAUACAAGUUUUUUCUUUUUGUUCUUUAAAAAAACAUUCUUUCAAGGGACAAGUAUUGAUACGAGAAAAUUGUAGUCUGAAAAGUUAUACACGUGGAUAAACACACAAAAAUUCAUGAAAAUAUUUGACU